This is a messenger RNA of Amoebophrya sp. A25, 3811 nucleotides long. The record is from the annotation of a GenBank genome assembly. NCBI's taxonomy places the organism in Eukaryota, Dinophyceae, Syndiniales, Amoebophryaceae.
UAGCAGUAGUACUGGAUAGGGGAAAAAAGUUCUUUAACUUGUUUACGAAGAUCUUGUAGUUGAUGACUCCCUAAUUGAAAUCCGAGAACCACAAGUCCACAAAAGACAUGGCAACUGCUGCUCCGAGGCACCUUUCGCCCAGAGCCGACGACGAGGCCCAAAAGCAGGAUGGCGAACAGCAUCAACUUCUUCUUUAAGGCAACCACGAGAGCAUCCUCAGCAUCAUCCUCGGGCUUUUUUUCAAAGGGAAAAAGAAGUGCCCAAGGAAGAUAGUCGGUCCCAGGGAAAUGUCCAAGUAUCAAGAAGGAUAUUACGACGCGGCAGCUCUAACUUCUUUCUCCAAAUUACCGCAAAAAGAGCAACUCCUACUCCUACGAUCCCGACUUGUCGCCAACAAGACGCCACGCAAAGGAGAAGCAUGCAAGUCUCGGUUGGUGCGAGAGGAGUCACAAAGUCCUGAAUUGGCUCGAUGAAGAUUAAGGCUACUGCUUCUCCUACUAGACAUUGAUAUUUUUUUAUUCGUCAGUCUACAAAGCCUUAGACUUUGAGUCUAAGUCAAAGUCAAUCGUUCUGGCACUUUUUAUCUCACGCUUUUCCCGAGAUGAUAAUGGCUCCAAGAAAGAGGAGGAAGUGUUGGAGGCUAUUUGGCCUCAUGUGUGCCACCUUUGCAUAUAACGGAAUUUUGCUGGAACGGAGAACGAUUGCAUAUUCCUAAGGUAAGCUAAAAAUGGAAUUGGAAAUGCUAGGAGAACUAGAAGACAUGGAUGAUCAUGAUUCAGGAUUUGCAUUUGUUGAUUUUGAUUUAGCAUAUAAUCUUAUCAUGUAUCAACCCCAAAAUACAUCCUUGCACUUGAGUCCCCAAACUCUGGACAACACCUCGCGAACAGGUAAAUGGAUGGACUUCUAAGUCUACUACGUACUAGUCCUCUCUCUUCAACAUCUAGGUUUCAAAUAUACUUCUUCUCUACAACAUCCGCUACUCCAGAAUUACCGGGCUGCGCUGUAUGCCUACGGAGGUCCUGGCGGAUAUUAUACCACUGAAGCAGUCGUCGGCGCUUUCCUGGGCAAAAACAACUACUUUCCGUCCUAUGAGGUGUGGAGAAAACAGUCCUCAAUCACAGCGGAAGACGAAGAAGAGGAAGAUGCGGGAGUACCACGAGAGGAUGCUGAACAAGUUUCUUCGGAAGAUGAAGAAACUAAGAAACGAAAAAAACUACUAGAAGAAAGGAAAAAAAACAGGGUCAGAAUCUUAAGGCCAUGUCGGUUCUAGUCCAUCUCUUUAGUGAGGAUCCCGUAAGCGCUCUUCUUUCUUCAGUUAUCUCGGCUAUUCUAAUUUUAGUUCCUUGGAAGCACCUUCUCUAAUUAUGGCAGAUCCCGAUGCGCCAGUACUUCCUGUCAGAGGCCUAUCUCCUUCAUCCAAGGCUUCCAAAUCCAAUUUUCUCCUCGUAAGCGAAACCGAUUUUAAGGCUACGUACCACUACAAAGCAUCCUCAGCAUCAUCCUUGGCAUCAUACAUCCUACCUUGGCCUGCUGUUUUUGAAGGAUAAAUAGACUUGCCCAAGGAACAUAAUCUCGUCUACCUCGGCCUCUUUUUGAAGGGAAAAAUACAAGAAGGGUCCAAGGAAAGUCGUGUAGUCUCAAGGUGUGACGAUGAUGAUGAUGAUGACGAUAACGCGGUAGCUCUUCUAACGCUUCCGCUUAUUCAGUUUUGUUCAAGAGCAAGAAGACCAUGCCCUUGACUUACGAACAAGUGUUGGAGCAGUUCGAGAGAGAAAGUGCUUUUCGCGUGGGACCUAAGAAUUUGAGGAAAACUAUCUUCUUCCAAGCCAGAAGAAUGGUUAAGAUGUCUUACUUAACUAAAAGAUCGGAUCAUCCUCCUGCCUCAGUUGUAUCAUCCUUGGCCUCUUUUUUAAGGGGAAAAAGAAGAAUUUCUAUGCAAGGAUGUGGAUGUUAUGACUCUCAAGGAGGAAGAUGCGAAGCUGCAGUUGGAGCUCUAAAAUAGUCAUUCGAAAAGUGCACGCUUUGUUGAAGCAGUUCUUAUAUGCAGAGCACGACAACGCGAUUUUCGGGAGUGCGGAAUUGUUUGUUAUGCUGGUGGAGGAAAGAAAUGACAAUGAGUACGUAGCUUGUCCUUGUUCAGUUACAGUUUCUCGAUGGAUAGUUUCUCGAUGGAUAGGUCGGGAUGCGAAGGAGCUUCUACAUUUAGAUAGUCGUUCAUGAAUAUCGUGGUACAGGAAGGCUGUAUUGAACAAGAGGUAGCAGAAAGGUAUUCAUCAUUUUUUGAUGAACUUUCUCUGUGAAAACGUAUUGACGGUAUCGCCUUUCUUUUUGAACAGCAAUUUCAUUAACACAGCUAGUUCUUCUAAUCUCAGCGCUGACUUAUUCGAAAACCCUCUGUGGAAGAGAUGGGAACUAGCAAAACGAGAGCAGUGGGAGAAGCAAAAUGAAGGGCCUCAAGUACUGACCACAGGAUUUGGAAUGUCAUCUCCAUCCAAAGGGAGUACAGCAUCUCCUUCCAAAAAAGGCACAAGAAACAAGAGCACUGAACAAGCGGUGGCUGUGCCGCAAAUACAGCCUCAGACCAAGAUGUCUCACUCGCGCUUGAAGCAUUUUAUCAGGAACAAGUGUGUCGGAGAAUUAGUCGACGCGUUACAAUCCGAAGAUAGUGUUAAGGCUUAUUGCAAUUCAUCUUAUGGAGCAUUUUCCUUCGUUCCUUUGACGCCUUUCUUGUUUACUCACUAAGUAAAGGAAAGCUAGUAUCAUACAUAGAAAUACUCCUGUCAGACCACGUCUCUACGGUCAUCAUGAACGAGGACAACAGGGACAACAGCAUGCGUGCUACGUCAACGAUGCUUUUCAAGAUAUGACGAAUACGGGUAAGGUCUAAUAGUCCCAUGUACUUCACGUCGGCAAUGGAGAAUCUGACGGUGAAAAUCAUAGAUGCGAGGAAAUGCAAAGACAGCAAAGCGAAAGCAGAAAUAGUAGCGGAGUAUGUGGACGACAGGGGAUGUUUUAAGCCAUUGGAUAAUUAUCUUGGGCCAGAACCUGCGAAAACAGAGGAUAGUGCUCCGAUAGUAGCAAAGAAGAAGAAGGGAGACGCUGAAUCAGAAGCACAACAAAACUUAAGGCUGCCUUUCCGUAAUUCACCUUAACCUCAAGAGGCAUCUUAGUAAGAUUCUUACUUUGGCACGUUUCUUUGUACGCGGAAAACGGAAACGCGUCAAAGAUGACAGACUUUCAAGAUGAAAGUCUAAGCAUCAAGCUCUAAAGAACGAUGGCCGAUUGUCGAAACCAAAUCCACCACCAAUGAAGAAACCUGUCUCGACGUGGGACCCAAUUUUGGAAGAACAUUUCUUCGUACAUCUAGCAUGGGAAGAUGAGUAACAAACACAGGGGCUUCUCAAACAACGACCAUCUGCGACGUAAGACGCCUAGUAGUGUGAUAUAAAAUGGACAGACACUAGUGUAGCGUCUUCUUCACGCGAUUUUGUAGUAAAAAAAAAGUAGUUGUUGUUGAUGAUGAUACAUGAGAUACCGACGCUUGAUGAUAAUAUUUUCACUGGCAAAGCCAAACAUGUGAAUGCACAGGCGCAAGAGAUCUUGACCUCCUAUUGAAGAAAGAGGUGCGCUAGAGGUACGACGUUUUUGUCCCACGAAGAUUGGGAGGGAAAAAGAAAAACGAGGUCCCAAGCGACGAGAAACGGGAAUGAGAUGUAAGAACAGCUGCACCACCAGCGUAGCAGGAGGGCGAUGCCAAAUAGAUAAAGCGACUAAUUACUGAGUUUACAAGAAUAUCGUUGACUGAUGCAGG